GUAUGGUUACAAAUUUUGCAUAUAGUAUGAGAGUGAUAUGGCAGCAUUGCUCUGCACUUUAUUUUUCUCUGAUUUAUUACUGUUUACAAAUACAUGCAUGUUCCUGAUUAAAAAAAGAUGACCUAUGCAGUAAAAGUCAUUAUAUAGACCUCUCUUACCCAGUGCAUUUAAUGCAGCCGGAUGUGGGUUUUCAGUGGAUUAAUACUAUGAGUUUAAUUGGCACAGUUUAGUCUGUCCCAAACUGGAAUAAUGAAAAACGUUUUUAGCAACACACACAAACCUUAUUCUUAGUCAGUUUAUUUUUUAUCUAGAUAGAUAGAUAGAUAGAUAGAUAGAUAGAUAGAUAGAUAGAUAGAUAGAUAGAUAGAUAGAUAGAUAGAUAGAUAGAUAAACAUUUUAUUUUAUUAUCGUAUCCUCUGUUCAUUUAUGCACUUUAUGUAAUUGGUCAUGUGAGUAAAUUUUUCUAAUUGUCCAUUGGUUGGCUCUCUGCAGCUUUUUCAUUUUUUUCAACUGACAAAAUUCACUAAAGCAGAGUUUCCCAGCCCAGCCCUCAGGGGCCAGCAGAUGUCCAUGCUCCUGUUACAAUUUGACCCCUGACACACAUGACCCAGGUACUCAUUUCAGCAGGAACCAACACAGCCAUGCUACGUCCUGCCGACAUUUCCACCUGGCCACACCACUUUCUACUGAGUUCCCGCCAACUGGCCUUGCGGCCCCACAAUACCAGGAAGUCCCACCCACUUUCCUACCUCAGGCCUUACAGCAGCAAUACCUCAUACAGCAGCAGCUACUGCAGCGCAGACGCACACAAGAUCGAGUUCCCAUCAACACACACCGGUUACGCCCAGGAUAUGAUUAUUCCCCGCCCAUGCACAUUCCUCAGCCAAUGACACAACAGCCCAGAUACUUGGCAGAGGGCACAGACUGGGAUCUGAGUGUGGAUGCUGGUUUGUCACAUCAGUACUCGCUGCAGCAGAUUCCACAGCCCUACCAGCACUACAUCGCCUCUCCUAGAAUGCACCACUUUCCACGGAAUACUUCGUCUACGCAAGUGGUUGUCCAUGAGGUAAGGAAUUAUCCAUAUCCCCAGCUGCACCUACUGGCUUUGCAGAGUUUAAGCCCCAGUCGACAUGCUUCUGCUGUACGAGAGAGUUAUGAGGAGCUGCUUCAGCUGGAGGAUCGGUUGGGUAGUGUGAGCCGAGGAGCCAUCCAGACCACCAUUGAGAGGUUUACUUUCCCUCACAAGUACAAGAAGAGGAAGCCGUUGGAGAUGAAGUUGUAUGAUGAUGAGGAGGAGUCUGACGUAGAUGAGAAAUGCACCAUCUGUCUCUCCAUGCUUGAGGAUGGCGAGGAUGUCAGACGAUUGCCCUGCAUGCACCUCUUCCAUCAGGUGUGUGUGGAUCAGUGGUUGGCCACCAGCAGGAAGUGUCCCAUAUGCAGAGUGGACAUCCAGACACAACUCACACCUGAGAGCUGAAACACGCCCAAACACUGACUCUUUUCACAUUUAUGAAUUCAAGCACAUAGACAUACAAAUUCAGCUCAAAUGAGCACAAGGACACACACAACCACAUCCUUGCAACAGUUUAUAGAGAUCUAUUCACAGACACAAAACCUGUUUGUAUUCAUGCUACCAAAAGCCUAAGUAUUGAUACACACACACACACACACACACACACACACACACACACACACACACACACACACGUACUCUCUCUACUGUACUUAGGGGCUUACAAUGCAUUCAGUUAAGCAUUAUACCUUACAUGUACAACAGUGACAUACACACAAUCCAUCAAGUCAGUAAAUGUCUCAUAUCUUAUCCUCACACUUCACUGAUUAUAAUGAGACUAUAUUACUGUUCUCUCUCAUACACACACAGGUUUAACAGUGGAUGGAUGAUAUAAAGAGUAAUCUGGUCCAUGUGUGUAUGAGUGUAUAAGUAGCAUCUGUGUGUGUGUAUGUGUAUAUGUGUGUGUGUGUGUUUUCAUAAUUCUAAAGCCAUGCCCCUAAUGGAAGAAUUUUUACAAGCUCUAGUCAGGGUCUGCAAGACUCUGAGCUUGCAGACAACACACACAUAUGCUUAACUGCUGCUUGAGAGCAGGUGUGUGUGCAUUUCUGUCAUGCUGCAGCUAUUUCAGUAGUGUGUACGUGAGAGACUACCUUGUGUGUGUGCUUCAGUGUGGAAGAUUAUAGGAACUAGUUAGCUGUGCACUAACAUUCUUAUAGAAAAGCCAAAAUUACACAUCAAAGCAACAAAGAAAUUAAAGCAAAAAAAUGAGAGACAUAACAGAAGCAUCUGCCAGAAUUUAUUUUAACAAGGGUGAGGCGGCAUCUCCAGUCCAGGAAGUUAGGAGACAAGGGAACAUUGUGUUUGGUGGGUGUGUAGAUAGGGGCAGGGCUCUCCAAUGUAGUAGCUGCAUGCCUCUGUGUUUGGGCAGUUGUGUGUACGCCUAAGUGUGUGUGUGUGUGUGUGUGUGUGUGUGUGUGUGUGUGUGUGUGUGCGUGUGCGUCUGCAUCUGUGGAGCAUAAAUCUGCAUGAGUGUAUAUUAGCCCCUUUAAGCUGUGAUGAUCUGUAACACUAGCAGACUGAUGUAGCGUGAGUAAGUGAGUGAGUGAGUAAAUGCGUGUGAAACCCUGCCAUGAUCUUUGACCCAAAAUGCCUACUGAAGAAGCACAUGUGAGCGUAGCUAAAGCGCCCAGCCUCUCUCUCUGGUGCUUUAUUGCCAUGGUUAAACUAUUUAUUAUUGGUAUUUAAACAUGCAGUGUUUUGGGGGGAGGGCAAGGGGUGGUGCAGUCGAGCUUGUACAUUAAACUGUGCGUGUGUGUGUUUUGUGCGUGACGGGUCUCCCCUCGUGGUCGCUAUGCUGGUCGCUAUGCUGGUUGCUAUGUUGGUUGCUAUGCUGUAUUGCUAGAACAACUGUUUUAGAAUGUGCUGUGAUGGAGGAGCAUCCACCAAUUGCAUGCAAGCAAACAAGGGGACGGAACAAGAACUGAGGAUUGUCAAGUGCUUUUAGUUUUAUAUGGCUUUCUCACUUUCUCACUUACAUUUAGGGAACAUGGUACUUUCAUUUGAAAGUUUAAAAUGUAAUGAUCUUGAAAAACGGGGCAACACGUUUCCAUGGUCUUCGGUUUGAUUCUGACCUUGUAUUACAGACUAUGUGGAGUGUGUACAUGCUCUCCCCCUGUUUACUUUGGGUUACUUAUGGGUUCCCUGGUGUCCUCCACUGUUACUUUCUGGCAGGCAGAUUGGCAAUGCCAUAUUGUUCCUAUGUGUGAAUGAGUGUGUGAAUGUGUUUGCUGGUGGCCAGCGAGGGACUGGUGCCCCAUGUAUUCCCAGGGUGUAUUCCCACCUUGUGCCAUGUGUCCCUGGGUUGUACAUUUUAUCCACUGACCAAGAUGUGUGUGUGUGUGUGUGUGUGUAUGUGUGUGUGUGUGUGUGUGUGUGUGUGUGUGUGUUGUUGUUGCAUAACAGAACAACCCAUACAAAAGCAGUGUUCAUCCAGAAACUCAAGCAUCUAAGCAUCUCACAUUGCUUAACCCAAACAGAUCUAUGAGAGAGAUGUUAUUUAUACCAUAUUACUUAGUCUAGACCAUCCCAUAUGGCUAUAACCGUAAUCCUUCUUCUUUUUUUUUAUUAUUCCUUUUUUUUUUUUUAAGUGCUUCCCAAAAACAGAAUUUUAUUUGCUGCCAAGAAAGUCUUCAUUUGAACUCUAUCCCUUCCUCUCUUGCUCCUUGUGUGCUGAUUGGUGGAUGUUGGCUCGUGUUGAUAGUUUACACAGGGUUUUGUCCGUUGAAAUGCCUUAAGUAUUUAACAAUCAUAAUUUAUUACUAACUGUAGAUAUUGUGGGUACAUAUUUAAUUUUGUAUAGUUUUUCUUUUUUAUUUGAACCAUAUUUUAUUUAUUUAGAGAAAACACAAAAAUGGAGUAAGACUCUUACCUCAUGUUUGAGUUGGUUUUGCAGGAAUGCUUUUUCGCAUGCGGGUGGUUGUGUUUGUGCGUGUUUCUUCCUUGGUGCUGUGACCUCACUGACAUUCCGCUUGCUGAUUGACCAUAUGCGGUGGCGGAGUGCAAGUGCUCUUGGUUUUUGAUUCACUGUCCUGUUUGCACUCUUAGUUUUCUCGGGGCCACCCUCUCACUGGCAUAUUUCCGACCACUCUGGCAAUAUCCAUUAUAUUUGCCUCUUAUUUUCUCUCUUUUUUGUCUCUUUUUUUCUCAAUCUAUUUUUUCUACCUGAUGUUUUGUUCUCAAAAUAACUCUAACUUUUGCAUUUCCUCUUUUUUUUAUUAUUACUUUAUUUUUUAUCUUUCUGCCUCACAUUCUUGCACUAUCUUUACUUGUCAAUGCUUAUCUUUUUUCCUACUUUAGAAACACCUUUUUCAUUGGCAUUUUGACAAGCCCUCUUUUUCUAUUUUUCUCUUUGUCUGUCUGCCAGAGGACAUCAGCAUUCUGUAGUGCAGGGUCAGGAUUAACAUUAAAAGCACAAAUGAUUUUUAAAAAACUGCAUGUUUUACUCAGGUUUGAAUAUAUUACACAACAGAAGUAGAAAUGUACAAGUAAAAUAAAAAAGCACAGAUAUUCUACUAAUAUUUCAGAGGAUUAAUGGAUUUUUUUUGUUGUUGUUUGUUAGUUUUUUUUUUUUUUUUGCUGCUGCUUGCAUUGAAUAAGAACAAAUUUCCAGAAGGUGCCAGUGACAGGGGUGCCACAUGCUGUCCAGCUGUGGGUGUUUUUAUUUUCACUAGAGGAUUUUCCAGCAGAAAUAAAA
Messenger RNA from Silurus meridionalis, 4766 nucleotides. RefSeq names its product ring finger protein 165a (gene ark2ca). The record is from RefSeq and is a predicted model, not a curated record. The coding region runs from base 869 to 1477 and encodes 202 amino acids. The transcript has 8 exons. Gene Ontology annotation, molecular function: zinc ion binding; ubiquitin protein ligase activity. Lineage: Eukaryota; Metazoa; Chordata; Actinopteri; Siluriformes; Siluridae.